AUGUAUAUAUCGUUUAGUUGGUUAAACUUUGCAACCAUGAUACCAGCUAUCUUUAUGUUAUUACUUAUAACUAUUUGCAUAUGUUAAAUAAAAUUAUUUCAAUCAUUAAUCAAAAGAAAUAUACGUUACCAAGAAGAUGAGAUAUUUGAUGAAUAUAAUGGCGAAGAGGGUUUUGAAUGUUCAAUUUGCAUGGAGGAAUUUAAGCAAUUGGAAAAAUAUGUAGAGCUACCUUGCAAUCAUAUCUUUCAUUAUUAAUGUUUUAAUAAAUGGAGGAAUUACAAACAAUUAUGUCCUGCGUGUAGAAGAAAAAUUAAAAAUAAUGAAAUUAACAAACAAUUUCAACUGUCAAAAAAUUAAGAAGUUGAAAUUUGA
Messenger RNA from Paramecium primaurelia, 372 nucleotides. The record is from the annotation of a GenBank genome assembly. Lineage: Eukaryota; Ciliophora; Oligohymenophorea; Peniculida; Parameciidae.